CCGAACCUUGUUGAAGCCAGGGCCCAGCCACCCAGGAGCCGUCAGGAUGUUGCAGCAAGCCCUCAAGGUGUCCAGCCGCAGCGUGUCUCCACUCAUCAGGUGGAUGGAGGGAUGGGCGGAGAUCACCUCCACGGCCAUCAAGAGGAGCACUGAGCCGGUGGUGAAGACCCUGAGGGAGAUGCCCGGCCCGUCGAUCGCCAACUUUGCGUGGGACUUGUUUGCAAAGGGAGGGCUGUCGCGCCUCCACGAACUACAGCUGGAGGGUCUGCGGCGCUACGGGCCCGUGUGGAAGGCGAGCUUCGGGCCCAUCCUCACGGUGCAUGUGGCGGAGCCCUCCCUGAUCGAGCAGAUCCUCAGGCAGGAGGGCCGCCACCCCAUGCGCUCCGACCUAUCGUCCUGGAAGGACUUCAGGAAGCUCCGGGACCACGGCUACGGCCUGCUCACAUCUGAGGGCGAGGAGUGGCAGGCCGUGAGGAGCCUCCUGGGGAAGCACAUGCUGCGGCCGCGGGCCGUGGAGGCGUACGACGGCGCCCUGAACGCCGUGGUCAGUGACCUCGUCCUCAAGCUCCGGCACAGCCGCCACCCCGACGGCCUGGUCCCCGACGUGGCCCAGGAGUUCUACCGCUUCGGCCUGGAGGGUAUCUCCUCUGUGCUGUUUGACUCCAGGCUGGGCUGUCUGGAGCCGGUGGUUCCCGAGGAGACGGAGCGGUUCAUCCAGUCCAUCAACACCAUGUUCGUCAUGACGCUGCUCACCAUGGCGAUGCCCAACUGGCUGCACCGCCUCUUCCCCAAACCCUGGACCACCUUCUGCCAGUGCUGGGACUACAUGUUCGCCUUCGCCAAAGGUCACAUCGACGAGCGUCUGCAGAAGGAUGUAGCGAACAUGGCUCGUGGGGAGAAGGUGGAGGGGAACUACCUCACCUACUACCUCACCCAGGCCGGUCUGCCCAUGAAGACCGUCUACAGCAACGUGACCGAGCUCCUCCUGGCUGGGGUGGACACCAUCUCCAGCACCCUGUCCUGGUCGCUGUACGAGCUGUCCCGCCACCCUGAGUUGCAGGCGUCCCUUCGAGAGGAGGUGCUGUCUGUCCUCGGAGAUCGUAAAAUACCCGAGGCUGCGGACGUGGCUCGCAUGCCCCUCUUGAAGGCCACCGUCAAAGAGGCCCACCGGCUGUACCCUGUUAUCCCUGCCAACGCCCGGGUCCUCACAGAGGGUGACAUCGAGCUUGGAGGCUUCCUCAUUCCCAAAAAUACUCUGAUCACGCUGUGCCAUUUCGCCACCUCCCGGGACCCUGCGAUAUUCCCGAACCCGGAUGAGUUCCAGCCGCGGCGCUGGCUAAGCCGGGACCAGAGCCACCACCCGUACGCCUCGGUGCCGUUCGGCGUCGGGAAGCGCAGCUGUGUGGGUCGACGCAUCGCUGAGCUGGAGCUCUACCUCGCACUCGCCCGGAUUGUGACGGAGUUCGAGGUGAAGCCAGACCCAGCAGGGGGAGACGUGAAGCCCAUGACCCGAACGCUUCUGGUCCCCGACCGGGAUGUCAACCUCCAGUUUGUUGACCUGUGACCCCUAGAGCUGACUGCUUCAGCUACGGGGGAAAUCGAUAAGACUAGACUUGUCCGUCCAAGAGAAAAAGAUACUGUGAGGAGGACUUCUCCUAGUUGCUCGCUCCAGAUGGCUACAAUAGAUUUAGGCUCUGGGGCUCUUCUGAUUUACUCGUUAAAUCACUUGAAACGACAGAAUGGGCCGAGGCAUUCUGUCAUUCAUUCAGGCCAGAUGUAGCUGUGUGUGUUGUAAUGUGUCUUUUUAUAAGAUGAUCAUGGUGAAUUAUCAGAAAUGUAUUGCCUUUAUGUGUUUAACUAGUGUGUAAAUACUGUAAUUCUAGGAAUGGCAGCUGUUACUUGAAAAACAAAUCCCUUUUAAUAAUACUUGUUUCCGCAUUUCAAAAGUCCGGAAUGCAGCACAGUGGACCUUCUGUAUAUAUGACAUAGUCUGUAAAUGUAUAUAUGUGUUUAUAUGUAUUUAUCUACCUUAGAAUAAUUGAAGCUAAAGCUAAUGUGCAAAGUGACCGUGGGUGCUAUUUUGUAAACCUUUUUGAACCUUCACGAUCUGAAGUCUGUAUUUAGUAUGAUGUUAAACAUUAUGGAGAUGUGUGUAUUCAUACGGCCAUCCAAUCGUUUUAUAUAAACCUGUAGCAUGAUGGUAAUCUACCAGACCUUUUUCCUCUACUAAAUAGUCUUUUGUGUAAAUAAGUGUUGGUGCUACUUUGAGGGGCCCCUGUUAAUAUUCCGUUUUGAAAAGACCCUCUUUCCCCAUGUUUACCUGGUGGCUCACCUUGAAAGUCUGAUAAGCUCCAGUUUAGACACGUAGGCACUUAUUUCUAAGAAAUAGUGCUGAGGUUUCUGGUUACUGUAGGGCACGGCCAGGAACCUGGGCAUUGUAUUACAAAGCACUCAUUUGCAGCCGCAAACCAAUAUCUUGCAAUACAUGUCUCGUUCUGUUCCACAUUGUUUAUAAUAAAAACAUAUGCCCAGAAAAAUCUC
Molecule: messenger RNA, 2541 nt
Organism: Gadus chalcogrammus (walleye pollock)
Lineage: Eukaryota; Metazoa; Chordata; Actinopteri; Gadiformes; Gadidae
Gene: cyp27b1
Product: 25-hydroxyvitamin D-1 alpha hydroxylase, mitochondrial
Exons: 9
Coding region: 47-1564 (505 amino acids)
Biological process (GO): cortisol metabolic process; glucocorticoid biosynthetic process; cellular response to peptide hormone stimulus
Cellular component (GO): mitochondrial inner membrane
Molecular function (GO): heme binding; monooxygenase activity; iron ion binding
Source: RefSeq, a predicted model, not a curated record